UCCACCUUAAUUUAUCACCGAAGAAGAAGAAGCACAAACGCGUGUUUCCUGUGUUUCAACUUCAUCGUGGAAGGGAAGGAGACUGUCUUGUGAGUAAUUUGUAUUCAGUGAGCAAAAGGGGCAAAAAUGGUUCGUAAAUUAAAGCACCACGAACAGAAACUGUUGAAGAAAGUAGAUUUCGUUAACUGGGAGGUGGACAACAACGUGCAUGAAGUCAAAGUGCUGCGGAGGUAUCGCAUCGAAAAGAGGGAGGACUACACCAAGUAUAACAAGCUGAGUCGUAACAUCAGAGAUUUGGCCCAGAAAAUCAGAGACCUGGACGAGAAAGAUGGCUUCAGAGCUCAGAGCUCACAUCGCCUACUGGAAAAACUGUACAGUAUUGGUCUCAUUCCCACCAAGCAAGACCUGUCCCUCACAGAGAAAGUCACAGCCUCUUCAUUCUGCAGGAGGAGACUGCCCAGCAUCAUGCUGAACCUUCGUAUGGCUCAAAACUUGAAGACAGCCAUCACCUUCAUUGAACAGGGACAUGUACGCGUUGGCCCAGACAUCAUCACAGACCCAGCGUUUUUAGUCACAAGAAAUAUGGAAGAUUUUGUCACUUGGGUGGACUCCUCCAAGAUCAAGCAACAUGUCAUGAAUUAUAAUGAGGAGAGGGACGACUUCGAUCUGGUGGCUUAACUAAGUUGUCAAACACUCAGGGCCCUGUAGGACAGGGAAUGGACAAGAAAUCUGCUCCUGUCAACUGGGGAGUAAAUAUCUCUACAACACAGGAGGCAACAGUUUGAAUCUCAUGUCAACUUGGAAACUUGGAUGGGAGGGGAGUCAAUGUUCUCACCUCAACAAGUUUUGCUUGGGAAAGGACAGAGGAAGCGCACUUCCUGGCUUUACAUUGUUCACUUAACACUUUUGUUUUUAUGUCGUCAAAAUGUGCAACUGCGAUCUACUGUUGACAGUUGAUCAUCCAUGUGAAAUAUCUGAGACUGAGGGUCAGGUCAGUCAUCUCAGUAACAUCACCAUUUUACUCUUUACUCCGAACCUGCUCAGCCACCAGUAGCACAAGAGCAAGCAUGGCGUCUCCGGUGUUUCCACCGUCACACUGGUUGUUCAGAGCAGCUUCCUUUGUCGAAUAGGUGUGAGUGAUCCACAUUGUUUUCUCUACAUAAUGUGUGUAACAUUUGUGUGAAUAUCAACUGGCUUCACACGGUCAAUAAGUGUGUGACCAUGGAAAUGCUGGUUUAUAAGUGUAUAUAUACAUGAGAAAGGUUUACAGCUGUAAAAUAUGAAUAAACAAUUUGAUAAAUAUUUAAUAUUUUCAGUAAGAUAUUGUUACAGUGUAAACUUCGUGAACAAUAAACAUUCUUUUGUCAGAGUAAUUC
Molecule: messenger RNA, 1376 nt
Organism: Scatophagus argus
Lineage: Eukaryota; Metazoa; Chordata; Actinopteri; Scatophagidae
Gene: imp3
Product: IMP U3 small nucleolar ribonucleoprotein 3
Exons: 7
Coding region: 127-678 (183 amino acids)
Biological process (GO): rRNA processing
Cellular component (GO): Mpp10 complex; small ribosomal subunit; small-subunit processome
Molecular function (GO): rRNA binding; snoRNA binding; structural constituent of ribosome
Source: RefSeq, a predicted model, not a curated record